Molecule: messenger RNA, 2532 nt
Organism: Fulvia fulva
Lineage: Eukaryota; Fungi; Ascomycota; Dothideomycetes; Mycosphaerellales; Mycosphaerellaceae
Exons: 2
Coding region: 1-2532 (843 amino acids)
Source: RefSeq, a predicted model, not a curated record
AUGUCUACCCUCUUCAGCUCCCUCAAUGCCCGUCUAGCGGAUCCGACUUACCAGCUCAGCCUGGCGUCGAUUUGCGGCAUUGUCUUCGUGCUGGCCUGGUUCCUGUUCUUCUUCACUGACCUGACAGCGGCCAAAAAGGUUUACAGCGGAGUCUAUCAGCUUGGUCAAUUCGCCUACUCUUGCUUCUUCAAGCCGCACAGCGGAGAUGGCACUGGAAACCAGCAGGAUGCUCUCGAGAGCUUCUACAAGUCACAAGCCAACAUCUACGACGCCACCCGCACGAAGCUGCUACAAGGAAGAGAGGACAUGCUUGCACUUGUUGCAGCUCAGGUCAAGCACCGGAGCGAGACGGGUCAGCUGCCAAAGAAGCCAGUUUGGGUUGACAUUGGAGGUGGCACGGGCUGGAACAUUGAGCAGAUGGGUGAGCAGCUUGAUGUGCCCGAUUUCUUCCACGCUGUCUACUUGGUCGAUCUGAGCACUUCCCUCUGCGAGAUUGCUCGGAAGCGAUUCGAAAGGCUCGGCUGGAACAAUGUUCACGUCAUUUGCGAGGAUGCUAGAGUCUUCCGCUUGGCAGACUAUGAAGCUGGUAUUGAAGAGGACAAGCGUGACUUCAGCAUUGGACACUCCGCUUACGACCGCGACGAGCGAGACAGCGUGGGCGCAGACGUGCUCACCAUGUCUUACAGUCUGAGCAUGAUCCCAGAGUUCCACCCAGCGAUCGACAGCAUUGCCAAUCUCCUUGCACCAAACGGCAUCGUUGGUGUAGUCGACUUCUAUGUUCAGAACAAGAUCGAAUUCGCUGGGCGCAACUACACUGGUGGCACUCUUGACCGACACUGCAUGUGGAUCAGCCGUGUCUUCUGGAGAACUUGGUUCGAGCUCGACCGUGUCAACCUGGACUCCGCGAGACGCGACUACGUCGAGUACAAGUUUGGCACGAUCCUCAGCAGCAACCGCAGAUGUCACCUCCUUGGCUUCCGCAUCCCAUACUACAUCUUUGUCGGCUGCAAUCGAAGCACGAUCAACCCAAUGCGUGACGUGGCUGCUGUGGAUGCUGCAGUCACUGAGUCUCCAUUCAUCAAGGCGCUAGACAUCCACGCCCAGGGCGGUCUCACUCCUCGCAGCGCACGACGAAGCUCCAGCGCAGAGCGCAGAAGCAAAGCCUACGAAUCUACUGUGGUCAACUUGUCCGCCAGCUUGCCCCUUCCAGCUGCCUACUAUCAGAACAACAAGACGCGAAUUUACUACGACGAUACCCUCCAGAAGCACCGCCAGUUCAACGACGAGUACAUCUAUGCAUUCACUUGGGAAGACUCUCGCAUGGACUCUAGGUUGCUCAAGAUUGGCUCAGACGAUGUGAUUCUUGCAAUCACAAGUGCUGGUGACAACAUCCUGAGUUACGCUGUCGAACGCCCAAAGCGCAUCCACGCGGUCGAUCUGAAUCCAGCACAGAAUCAUCUUCUCGAGCUGAAGGUUGCAGCUUUCCGCGGUCUGGAGUACCAGGAUAUGUGGAAGCUCUUUGGUGAAGGCAAGCACGAGAACUUCGCUGAUCUCCUCCUUACCAAGCUUUCUCCCCAUUUGUCCUCGCAGGCAUUCGACUACUGGUCACACGUUGGUCCAUCGACGUUCAGCCCACGUAGCAAGGGUCUCUACUACACUGGCGGUAGCCGUCACGCUCUGAAGCUGAUCCAAUGGCUCGGAAGCUUUCUUGGUGCAAAAGGCGACUUCCAGAAGUUGUGCGAGGCAUCAACACUGGCUGAGCAACGCGACAUCUGGACCAAGCGUGUACGUCGGGUCAUGCUGUCACAACUCCUCGCCUACUUCGUCAUCGGCUCCGAGCGGUUCCUGUGGAAAGCGCUUGGUGUGCCAGGUGAGCAGAGAGCAAUGAUCGAGGAGGACUACAAGAGGCAGCUAGAUCGUGGUGUCGACUCCAAAAAGGCCGAUCCGGCUGUCACUGGUGAGAAGAGCGGUGUUCACCAGCCUGGUGAGGUCGGUGCAAUGAAGAGCGGACAGGCCAUCUGGAAUUAUGGUGUGCAGACACUGGAUCCAGUCGCCAACGAGACGCUCAUGAGCGAGGACAACCACUAUUACCUGGUCUGCUUGCUUGGCCAUUACACCCGCCGCUGCCAUCCAACCUACCUUGCGCCCAAAUCCCACCUAAAGCUCUCCCAAGCCGGCGCCCUCGAUAACCUCCGCAUCCACACCGACGAACUCUCCGAAGUUUUCGCCCGCAUGACACCCGAGACACUCACCAUCGCAGUCCUGAUGGACAGCAUGGACUGGUUCACGCCCGGCGGCCCCGAAGCACCAGCACAAUGCCGUGCCGUCAACAGAGCGCUCAAGCUCGGUGGAAGAGUCCUCAUCCGAUCGGCAGGCUUGAACCCGUGGUACAUGAGAGUCUUUGAAGAGUAUGGAUUCAGUCCGAAGAGAGUUGCGGCAAGAGUGCCGCCAGGGACAUGUACAGAUCGCGUGAACAUGUAUGCCAGUACUUGGAUAUGUACGAAGAUGGUGAGCCGGCCGUUGGAGGAGUAA